GUAAAAAGAAGAAGAUGUCCAGCGAUAGGGAAGAGCAUGAACAAGCUGCACUAAAGCGAGUUAGGCGACCUGUCGAGGAUCUUCCAGGCACCUCAGAUGAUGAUGACCCUGCCUUAGAAAGCACAGCUGCAGCUGUUUACCAAAAAAGUAAAAAGAAGAAGAAGUCCAGCAAUAGGAAAGAGCAUGAACAAGCUGCACUAAAGCGAUUUAGGGGACCUGUCGAGGAUCUUCCAGGCACCUCAGAUGAUGAUGACCCUGCCUUGGAAAACACAGCUGCAGAUGAUGACCCUGCCUUGGAAAGCACAUCUGCAGCUGUUUACCAAAAAAGUAAAAAGAAGAAGUCCAGCAAUAGGAAAGAGCAUGAACAAGCUGCACUAAAGCGAGUUAGGCGACCUGUCGAGGAUCUUCCAGGCACCUCAGAUGAUGAUGACCCUGCCUUAGAAAGCACAGCUGCAGCUUUUUACCAAAAAAGUAAAAAGAAGAAGUCGUCCAGCAGUAGGGAAGAGAAUGAACAAGCUGUCGUUCCUGUAAAUCCUGCUGAAAAGAAGAAUGCCAGAAGGAAACAAAAACAGCAAUGGUCUCCAACUGAAAUCACAGCAGUAAUGAGACACUUUAAAAAACAUAUUACACAGGGAAAACUUGCUACUAAAAUUGAUUGUCAGCAGUGCAAGAAUGCUGAGCAUCCUGCAUUGGCUAAUCGGUCUUUACAAAAUAUUAGAGACUUCGUAAGAAAUAGGGGUCUGACAGAGAAGAGAAAGAGACAGGCACAAAACAUUUAGUGUUCUGAUGGUGGUAAUUUUGGUUUUAUAUGUAUGAGCAAGGUUAUACAUUGUUAAUUUUAAAGUUCAUUGCUUUGUUAAUUUUAGGUUCAUCAAAGGUAAAUGGUACCUCAAGGCAUUUUUGGUUAUUUUUUAUUUUUUUAUUUGAAAAAGUAAAGUACACAUUAAACUUUGCUACUUGUUACCAUACUUGGUGUACUGUUAUAUGUUCUUGCAUUUUAUAUAUAUAUGUAGGAAAACAAACUAUGAUUUGAAAUAAGUUUUGCCCAUUUAAAAUCAAAAUAUUUUGAUGUAUUAUUAUUUUAAUAAAUGUCAUUAAUUUGCACCAGUCGCAGUGACUUGCAGUCCCUGGAUAAGGCUUGUGUUUGCAGUUACAACAGACCUGAGAAUGUUGUUUUCACUUUGUUAAACCGUCUGUCCUCCUAGUUCACUUUUGUCCUUAUAAUACACAAUGUUUUCAGGCUUGUGUUUGUGUUAAACCAUUUGUCCUCAUAGAUCACUUUUGUCCUUAUAAUACACAAUGUUUUCAGGCUUGUGUUUGUGUUAAACCGUUUGUCCUCAUGGUUCACUU
Paramisgurnus dabryanus is the source of this 1350-nucleotide messenger RNA. RefSeq lists its product as uncharacterized. The record is from RefSeq and is a predicted model, not a curated record. Lineage: Eukaryota; Metazoa; Chordata; Actinopteri; Cypriniformes; Cobitidae.